AUGAACAACUACAAUUCUCAGUGGGUCUCGUUCCAUAUUCGGGGCCACCUAGACAAGGGCGACGUUCUGGUUCAGAACACUGUCAUUGAAGGCGGUGAGUUCUACGAUGUCAAUGACCGCCGCAAAUCCCUCACUGAAGAGGAGAUCGACGAAAUUGUGAUCCCUUCCGAUGGCGUCGGCGAGAUCGGUGCCCAGAGCCGUCGGGGCAGCGAGGGCCGUCUCGACUUGUUUCAUGACAACUCCAAGAUUUGUGAGCUUCAUUGGGAAAACAGAGGAGGAAAGUAUGUCAAUUUGGUCGAGGUGUUGGACAAUAACGACAAGUAUAGAAUCGAGCAUGGGGGAUGGAGUUCAGAGGCAGGACCUCUCGGACACGUGUUUGUGGAUAUCUUGCCGAAGAAGAAGUAG
Molecule: messenger RNA, 405 nt
Organism: Penicillium canescens
Lineage: Eukaryota; Fungi; Ascomycota; Eurotiomycetes; Eurotiales; Aspergillaceae
Product: aegerolysin family protein
Exons: 2
Coding region: 1-405 (134 amino acids)
Biological process (GO): symbiont-mediated hemolysis of host erythrocyte
Source: RefSeq, a predicted model, not a curated record